AAAUAUUCAUCUUUCUUUCUUUCACAGCAAAAGAGUGAAGAAAUCCUUUUCUAAUUCUUUUCCUCUCAACGAUAUGGCCAUUGUUGCUUCUUCUUCUUCUUCUUCUUCUGUCGUGAUCAACAAUGAAGUCUUCAUCAGUUUUAGAGGAGACACUCGUAAGAACUUUACUAGUCAUCUUUACUCUGCCUUAUGCCGGAAAGGCAUUCGGACCUACAGAGAUUAUCCGAAUCUCGAGAGAGGAGAAGAAAUUUCGCCUGCACUUUCGAGAGCAAUUGAGAAAUCGAAGAUUUCAAUGGUCGUCUUCUCGAAAGAGUAUGCUUCUUCUAGAUGGUGCUUGGAUGAGCUCGUGCACAUUCUCAGAUGCAAGAAUGAAAGAGGUCAGAUUGUUUUACCCGUCUUUUACAACAUCGAUCCAUCGGAUAUUAAAAAACUGACGGGGAGUUAUGCUAUUGCUUUUGCCGCACACGAAGAAUGUUUUGAGCCGAACAAAGUGAAGGAGUGGAGGGAUGCUUUGACUGCUGCUGCUGAUCUAUCUGGCUUUCAUUCACAAGAUGAGUAUGAAUCAGAAUUAAUUGAGAAGAUUGUGGAAGAUGUAUGGAGAAAAUUAAAUCGUUUGCCACAAAUUGCUAUGGAUUCUAAGGGUCUUGUUGGAAUAGGUGAACGCCUUGAGGAAAUUGAAUCAUUGCUGUGCAAACCAAAUCCUCGUGGCAUAGGCCUUUGGGGGAUGGGUGGUAUAGGCAAGACUACUUUGGCUCGUGCCAUUUUCAAUCGGUACUUUUAUCAAUUUAAAAGUCGCUGCUUUCUUGAAAAUGUUAGAGAAAAUUCGCAGAAAUAUGGACUGGCUCAUCUAGAAAUCAAAUUGUUUUCAACGCUAUUGGAUCUAAGAAAUCUAGAAACAGUCGACCACUUUGUGAGAAAUAGACUCAUAGGUAAUAAAGUACUCAUUGUUCUUGAUGAUAUUGAUGAUAUAGACCAGCUGGAGAAAUUGAUUGGAGAUGGUAGUUGGUUUGGUGAGGGAAGUAAAAUCAUCAUAACAACAAGAGACAAACAAGUUAUUUUGAGUGCUGACAAGGAAGUAUAUGAAGUUAAACCAUUAAAUUUUGAGAAAGCACUUCAACUCUUUCAGUUCAAUGCCUUUAGAACAAAGCCUUCCACGACAUUUUCGGAGCUGUCAAGAGAGUUAGUAAAUUAUACUGGUCGCAAUCCGCUUGCUCUUAAAGUUUUAGGUUCCUCCCUUCAUUCUCAAACCGUAGAAUAUUGGGUUAAUACAUUGAACAAACUAAAAUUAAUUCCCGAUCCAAAAAUUCAAAAGGUGUUGAAAAUAAGUUAUGAUGGGCUAGAUGAUAAGCAACAAGACAUUCUCCUUGAUAUUGCGUGUUUUCUUAGAGGGGAGACAAGAGAUUUUAUAGUGAGCGUACUAGAUAAUUGUGAUUUGUUUGCAAGUUUGGGGAUUGAAGUUCUCAUGAACAAGUCUCUCAUAACCAUUAUUAAGGGCAAAGUUUGGAUGCAUGAUUUGAUACAAGAGAUGGGUUGGGAAAUUGUUCGCCAACAAUCUAUUAAACAUCUUGGAAGGCGUAGUCGGUUGUGGAUUCCUCAAGACGUCUAUCAUGUCUUAGACAACAAUGAGGGUACCGAAGAAAUUGAAGGAAUAUAUCUUGAUAUACGUUUGGAAUUAUUCACAUCAUAGUAAAUUCAAAGUACACCUUACUCAAGGUUUGCAAUUUCUUCCUCGUUCUCUAAGAUAUCUG
This is a messenger RNA of Morus notabilis, 1748 nucleotides long. RefSeq names its product TMV resistance protein N-like. NCBI's taxonomy places the organism in Eukaryota, Viridiplantae, Streptophyta, Magnoliopsida, Rosales, Moraceae. Bases 74 to 1687 code for a protein of 537 amino acids. The record is from RefSeq and is a predicted model, not a curated record. The transcript is spliced from 3 exons. Gene Ontology annotation, molecular function: ADP binding. Gene Ontology annotation, biological process: defense response; signal transduction.